AUGAAUUCAACGAAGUUACGUGCAAUAUCGCUGCGUUUGCAUGAACACGUCAGUCGAUCACGAUGUCAAACUAUCCACUACCAUCCGUAUAUCACUGUGGGCGAUCAUGUCCGGCGACUGUACACGGGAAAAUCCGGCAAUAACCGCAAUUCAACAACACGCCGCGUGUUGUUUGCAAACACUCAUCGGACACUGUCCAAAGUGUCCUACUUCACCUACCCAUAUUGGCGAUUUGAUCUCCAAUCAAUUCGAUUAAAUAUCGCACUAAAAAGGUCGCUGAUUCGUCAUUUAGAUUCCGGGUGGAGGUAUGCCGAAGUGUUCGAGAAUGCAGUAAAGAAAUAUCCCGACAAACCUUUGCUGGAGUUUGCGGACAUUGUAUACACGUAUGCUGACCUUGAUGUGCUGUCUAACAAGUUCGCGAACUUUGCUCAACAACAAGGCCUGCGAACUGGGGAUACAGUUGCCAUAAUGAUGCAUAACGAGCCAGCCUUUCUCUGGACACUGUUCGGAUUAACCAAAAUUGGUGUAAAAUGUGCUGUGAUCAACUACAAUGUUAAGAGCGAUUCACUGUUUAAUUGUCUAGACGUAGUGCGUACUAAAGUAGUGCUACUGGGCGCAGUUUGCUCUGACGAUCUCUUCAAAGCAGUAGAAGGUAUUUCGACUCAGCUAGAAAAUAGCGGUAUACACGUGUGGGAAGUGUGUGAAGAUGUACUUCCACCUGGUGGUGCUCAGUCUCGGUUAGUAAGGUCUGUCGGUAGCGAAAUAAGUCGCGCUUCAGAAGGUGCUAUACCAAAAGAUGUCCGCAGCGGGAUCAAACGAGAUGAUGUCUGUCUCUACGUGUUUACAUCCGGCACCUCUGGUAAUCGACCUAAGGCUGCAAGAGUCAUUCAUCAGAGAAUGGUAGCUAAAGCGAUAGCCAAUGUCAUAUUCCAGCAUACGUCACACAGUGAUCGAGUCUAUGUUUGUCUUCCUUUAUAUCAUGGUACGUCCCUGAUGAUGGGACUCACAAAUAUACUGUCCGUGGGUGCAACACUCAUACUGGCUCCUCGAUUUUCAAGCACCAGCUUUUGGCAAGAUAUUGUCAAGUACCAAGCAACAUCUUUCAUACAUGCCGGGGAAAUAUGCAGAUAUCUGCUAGCCAUGAGUAAGAGCGACUAUGAGCGCAGACACAAACUAUCAUCACUGAUGGGCAACGGGCUUGGAAAGGAUAUAAUGAAACGUUUCCAAGAAAGAUUUAAUAUACCACAAAUAAUCGAAGUAUAUGGUGCAACUGAAUCGACAUUUAUGAGUAUAAACACGGACAAUACACCCGGUGCACUCGGCAAGUAUUCGCCUUUGAUGAAGAAACUCCGUGGUUUUUGGUUGAUAAAAUAUGACACUGAAUUAGCCAAACCAGUGCGAGACGGGGACGGAAAAUGUGUUCCUGUGAAAUUGGAUGAGCCCGGCUUACUAAUAAGUCCGUUGGAAGGAGUUGGUGCCAAAUAUAUGGGCUAUGAAGGCGAUCCGGAGCAGUCGGAGACGAGGAUACUACGGAACGUAUUUCGACCUGGGGAUCAGUAUUAUAACACCGGUGAUCUAUUUGUAUUAGACAGAAAUUAUUAUUUGUAUUUUGCCGAACGCUUAGGCGAUACCUUUAGGUGGAAAGGGGAGAAUGUGGCUACUAAUGAAGUUGCUAACGUUAUUGCGUCAUUUCCGUCUGUCCGUGAAGUUGUUGUAUACGGGGUUACAGUUAAAGAUUAUGACGGCCGUGCUGGAAUGGCCGCAAUCGUUUUAAACAACGACGCAGAUUUCAAUUUGAGAGAUUGCUACGCACACAUUACUGCGCAUCUACCGUUGUACGCAUGUCCACGCUUUAUACGUAUUCGUGAUUCGCUGGAGCUGACAGAAACAUUUAAAUAUAAGAAGUCUAGUCUGGUUAAGGAAGGAUAUGACCCGAAUGUUAUCAACGAACCCAUGUACUACAUGGACUUCAGAAAUAAAACAUUUCUACCUCUCGAUGCGAGGGCGUAUGCGGACAUCGUGUACAACAACAACCCUCGUAUGUAA
Molecule: messenger RNA, 2046 nt
Organism: Saccoglossus kowalevskii
Lineage: Eukaryota; Metazoa; Hemichordata; Enteropneusta; Harrimaniidae
Product: long-chain fatty acid transport protein 2-like
Biological process (GO): long-chain fatty acid import into cell; long-chain fatty acid metabolic process
Cellular component (GO): plasma membrane; endoplasmic reticulum membrane
Molecular function (GO): long-chain fatty acid-CoA ligase activity; long-chain fatty acid transmembrane transporter activity
Source: RefSeq, a predicted model, not a curated record